CGUCACAAAUAAUAUGAUGUAGAUUUCCUUGGUCCUCCGACUUACAACUUUCCUAUUCACUUAUACUCUGUACAACUACGACUACAACUACGAUUAGUUACGACUUCUUCCAGAGAGAGAUAUCAUACCAUCCUCAUCAAAUAGAUCAAUACCUCCGCACAGACACACAAUGGCUUCCCGAAUGCUUCUCCGAUCAGCUGCUACCUUUGCUACCGGCAGACAAGUAGCGGCACAGAGGACAUUCACCACCAGCUCCGCAAGCCUAGCUUACAAGGAGAGCUUCCAGGGUACCGAAUCGUACGACCCGGAGAAGCACAAGCAGGACCUGCUCGAGAAGCAGAAGCUGGGCAAGGGCCACUGGAAGCCGGAGCUGGCGUCGGACAGCGAGGAGGCCGUCAAGGCGGACCGCCACGGCGGCGGCCACGAGGACAUCGCCACCCUGCAGGAGCGCACCAAGCGCGCCGCGGAGGAGACUAGCAAAGCUGGCACCAGCAUGCGGGACGGGUUGUAAGGUCUGAGCCCGACAAAGUUGACAAUUUUCCCCAAAUUUUGUUUUUAAGAGGAGAAUGAAGAUAAGAGAG
Molecule: messenger RNA, 581 nt
Organism: Daldinia caldariorum
Lineage: Eukaryota; Fungi; Ascomycota; Sordariomycetes; Xylariales; Hypoxylaceae
Exons: 2
Coding region: 170-511 (113 amino acids)
Source: RefSeq, a predicted model, not a curated record